CUCCUAGUUGCUUUCAAAUUCAGGUGUGGCUUUUACUGAAACCUGACUUCCUACAAGAUCGGUUACAGACGGCUGCAGAGUUAAUAAGACAAGAACUCUUUGAACAUGGCAGAUUCAGAUAUCACCCCGAUGCCUGUCUCCAAAUGCCAAAGCUGCGAAGAGUUCUCUACCAUGAAAUUAACAGAGGAAAACAAAGAUUUAACGAUCUGUAAAAGUAAUUCUGUUCCGCAGAUGGGAGCACUGAGCCAGUCUGCAAAAGAACCUGGGGUGGAUCCUGAAAAAAGUAAUUUAUCUGCAGAAGGAAAGCCCGUGGAAGCGGAUACCCAAGAAGACCCCAGUGACGACCCUGAUAAAGUCUUGUGUGAUUUCUGCCUGGAGCAGAAGGUGGCAGCCACAAAGACCUGCUUGACGUGUAUGAUUAGUUACUGUGAAAUGCACCUAAAACCGCAUUUAACAAAUGUAAAAUUACACACACACCAGAUCGUGGAUCCGGUUAACGACACCAACCUGAGAACAUGUAGCAUUCACCAAAAACCCUUGGAUUGGUUCUGCCAAGAAGACUUAAUUUGCGUGUGUGAGGAUUGUGCGGAAGGCAAGCACAGCGCCCAUACAAAGAUCUCCUGCGCAGAGGCUAAGAAAGACAUAGAAGUAAGUCAUAUCAUGUGGAACAACAACAGAAUGUCCUAUGACUCUUUCUUGCAUUAAUCCUGAUUGAAUAAUUUAUCAACUCACUGAAAUGUUUCACCUUGUUAAUUCCAACCAUGCUUCCAAUUUAGCAGCAAGUGCCAUUCAAGCAGGAUAUAAUAGCAUAAAUGUUACAAGCAGUAGUGUUUACUGAGGUCAAUUAUUUACGUCCUCUGCUCACUGUAUAGAACUGGUUAAUUAUUUGGAGGAAUGCAAUGUGAUGAGUGUAUUGCAGCAUGCUGUUGUAGGUUUUUAACAAAACCUGUUGAAUCAUGUACAUAGAGGAAAGAAAUAUUUUGGCCUCAAAUUUAGUCAUCCGAAAUUCUCAGUAAAAUGAUAUGUAGCGAUUGGAUUUAGGAUAGACAACGUCUAUGGAAGGCUGACUGAGACUGAUGGCAGUUGCACUCCACAGCAGCUGGAGUUCUAAAAAAAAAAAAAACCAGUUUGUUUAUUACCUGUAUAUCUAAACCGGCACGGAAGUGGUUAUGGUGGUAGAAAUCUUUGGGUGCAUUACUCCCAUUUCCUGUCAAAGUGUUCUCUAGCUACUUGGAGAAUGCAGAAAAUUAAUUUCUGCAUUAUCUAAUGCUGUCCUAAUCUGGAUAGAAAUUUUAAACGAGUCUGUAGUGGUUAUGGUGCAUAGCAAGCCCUUUAACAAUAGUGUUUGUACUGCUGUUUGGUCCCUCAGGAAGUAGAAAGAUAAAACCUAUGUACAAUACAGAUGUCAGUCAAUGGUGCAACAAAAGCAAUGGGGGCCAUGUACGUGAAUAGUUUUUACUACGCACCCACUAUACAAUAAAAGAGACGUGAAGGAGAGUUCCUAAUAGAUGAUUUCAUGGUCGAGCUGGAGAGCAAUGAUGCUAGUGACAUCUCUACUCCUUGCUCCCUCUCAAAGUUACACUGUAACACAAGGCCUAAUCCAAUGUCUCCCUGGAACACAACACUCACAGGAUAGACUGCAGGGGAGAGCUGCUCUGAAUCCAGAUCUCCUGCUAUCUCAAUAUGGAGGAUAGCUUGUGUUGGAGAGCUUAUGGGCACCUUAAGCCAUGGGAUUCUAUUUACAGCUGCAGCCCAUGUGAUCGCUAGCUAUAACCACUGUUGUUACACCUGUAACUGGAGUGAGAGUGGUUGAUGCAUUCCCUUCACAUAUAGUAAAGAUGAGACCACAGUGUAAAGCACAAGGUUGCAAACUUGUUGCAGCUGACAUUUAAUGUGGAUAAAAUAAUGCAUCUUGGACGUAAAAACCCAUGGGCAGAGUACAGAAUAUUUGAUAGAGUCCUAACCACAACAUCUGAGGAAAGGGAUUUAGGGGUGAUUAUUUCAGAUGACUUAAAGGUAGGCAGACAAGUGUAAUAGAGCAGCAGGAAAUGCUAUGCUUGGUUGUAUAGGGAGAGGUAUUAGCAGUAGAAGAGGGAAGUGCUCAUGCCAUUGUACAGAACACUGGUGAGACCUCACUUGGAGUAUUGUACACAGUACUGGAGACCGUAUCUCCAGAAGGAUAUUGAUACCUUAGAGAGGGUUCAGAGAAGGGCUACUAAACUGGUUCAUGGAUUGCAGGAUAAAACUUACCAGGAAAGGUUAAAGGAUCUUAACAUGUAUAGCUCGGAGGAAAGACGAGACGGGGGGAUAUGAUAGAAACAUUUAAAUAUAUAAAGGGAAUCAACACAAUAAAGGAGGAGACUAUAUUUAAAAGAAAACUACCACAACAAGAGGACAGUCUUAUAGGGACACUAUAGUCACCCAGACCACUUCAGCUCAAUGAAGUGGUCUGGGUGCCAGGUCCCUCAGGUUUUAACCCUUCAGAUGCAAACAUUGCAGUUUCAGAGAAACUGCUAUGUUUACAUUUGGGGUUAAUCCAGCCUCUAGUGGCUGUCUUCUGGACAGCCACUAGAGGCGCAUCUGCGAUGCUGGAUGCGAAUUUUGCGAAUUUCGGGCAUAUGGCUAUUCUAGCUAUAAGAUAAGGCCAGAGACUAAUGAGAGUAUUUAGAAAAUUGGGCAGACUAGAUGGGCCGAAUGGUUCUUAUCUGCCGUCACAGUCUAUGUUAAAUAAUCUCAUAAUAAUAAGGGACAGCAGAAACGUAUGACAUACUUCAGUUACAGCUACAUAUAACUCACGAGUAUGUACAUCACCUCCUGCUCUAGAGGAAAUGUCUCCAAAUGUCUCUCCAUGUACCUGGUCUGCUAAGGCCAGAGAACCUGAUGUAGAAGAAAUUGAACGCUUUAUUUCCCCUUUGAUUAAAAAGUAAGACUGCAGAAUCUUAUUAGUUCUCACAUUUAAUCUAGUAUCUCAGGCCUGCUGUAAAUAACCUGCAAUUAUUAACAUUCAGGAUAAUAUUUGAUCCUUUUUUCUGUCCCCUCCACCAUCUAUGAGUGUUAUAGAGGUUACGUACCAUGAAAAGAGACAGAUCAGGAGCUUCCAAGUUUCUCAGGAUAUACAAAUAAUGACGGCACUGUUUUUUCACAGAAGAAAUGGAAGAAUGAGAGUUUGGCGUCUGAAAAGUCCAAUAAAGCAAAAGGGGGGAACAUUUUAUAAAAAGAGUGGUGAAAACUGAGUGAUCUUUCCGUAUUGAUGGUAGUGAUACUAAGCAUUCCUAUUCAUUACGGAGUAUGACAAAUAUAGGAAUUAACCAGCAUUAAUCACAAUAUCUAUGGCUAGACAAUUGUAGACCCUUUACGAUUUACAUGUAACUUUGUCUUUUUGUCUGCUUGUUUUCUUUUCCUUAAGGUAGAAGUUCAGCAACUAGUGGCGGAGUAUGAUUGGAAACGGACAUCGGCUGAGCACGCCAUCAUUAAAUUGGAGACCAACACUAAAUCUAUCCAGGUGACACAACACACAGGGCGGUGCUUAGACCCACACAUGUAGUGACGUAGGUUUUCACACAAAGUCUGAAAUGACUUGUGUCUCAGAAGGAUGCUGGAUACUUCAAAUGACUUUCACAAUGUCCACUUCUAUGAGAAUGUUAUACGAAUGUACCAGUGUGACAAUAAAGCAACCAGUCAAUCUAUUUGUGAACAGUAUAGGACAAGUAGUUAUUUAUUUAGACUUCAGGAAACAAGAGAUUUUACCCACAAAAGUAAAAUGUUCUUUAAAGGUAGAAAUAAUUUAAUAGAUGUGUUCAACUCUUCUGUUGCACAGGGCUAAACUAUUCCCAAUAUAUAGUAACUGUCUAAACAAUUCACAUAUAAUGAAGUGGUAUAAGCAGGGCAACAUGCAGACAAAGUUAUACUGUAUAAAGCCAUUAUAAAGUGUUUUGUAUUUUUCUAAAAACACCUUUGAGAAAGGUUUGCUGAUGAAAAAUUAGAUGAAGAUCUGUUGAAAAAUAUGUGAAUAUGAUGCCAAGCUUUCAAGAAUAGUCUCUUAGAUCUUUUUGUUGGAUGGGCGGAGGGUGCAAACAAAUAAUUGACCAGGGAUAUAAGACGGAAGCUGUGGAAAAGAGCAACAAGUAUGGAUGAAGGAGUAAGAAUGAGCAUGGCAUCAUGUGACGGGAAUGACUCAUGAAAUGACACAUGAGCUGGUGGGGAAUAAAGAGGGAGAAACACUAAUUGGGAUUGGGAGAGGCACAGCAAGUGAGAUGUUCAGAUAAGGAAAUAGUUGGGAGAUACAUUUGGAACAUGAAAUGGGGAAGAGGCAGAAACAUGUGACCAAUGAGAAAAGAGGACAGUGGGUAAAUUAUAAGUAAGCUGGGAGGGUACACAGGUCAGUUUAUGUAAGAUUUUUGGAACAGAUUUAUAAAUAUGGAGUAAUAAAUACGUAACAAAUAAGCCAUUAAAGCAGUGUUUUCAAAACCAGUCCUCAAGGCACGCGUACCAGUCCAGGAUUUAGGGAUUAACCAGUUGUGUCAAAGUGUUGUUUUUUUUUCUAAAAACACCUUUGACAAACUGGGUAAUCCCUAAAUCCUGGACUGGUAGGCGUGCCUUGAGGACUGGUUUGGAAAACACUGGAUUAAAGAAAGAGGACCACAGAAACAGAGAUUUGGACACAAGGUAUCCAAGAUGAGUUGGAUAAAGACACAGGAGUUUUUAUGUGAACAUAGUUAUUUUUACAAUAUUACAAGCAUACAGCUGAAAUAAUGUAUUCCAAUGCACCCAGAAUUCUGUUACUGAAGCCAGGAAGGCCAUAAACGUGCAGUUUGAUGAGCUCCAAGAUGCCGUGAAGUCGGCCCGUUCUAAAGUCCUGGAUUUCCUAGAACAAAGAGAGAAAGCUUCUCUGAACCAGGCGGACGGGAUAAAAACGUACCUGGAGCAGAAAUGCAACGAGCUGAAAAAGAGUAAAGCCAAAGUGGAGGGGAUCGCCAGUCGCAGGAAUGCGUCCUAUUUCCUUCAGGUAUGAGACAGUAUUGAUCUAAGCAGAUUUCAUUUAUGGUCACUCGUCCUAAAAAUAUGAAUAUUUGCAAAUGGAAGAAAAUAUGACACAUGUAAAAGUUAAAUUCAACCACAUUCUAGGCAAUUUAAGCUUGAUUGACCAAUAACUGUAGUGUAAUAAAUAACAAAUAGGAUUUUAGCGCUUGUAUAAAAGGCGGAUAGGCAGCUGGAACGACCCUAACCAGAGUUUCUUCCUUCUGGUGGUGGAUACAAGAACGAGUGGUGGAAGGGUAGCAGCGCCUUCCACCACUCGUUUUAAUAACCCUAGUCUAAUUGGAACCGUUUGUACAUAUGUUACUAUAAUUCUAAAUAGAAUGUCAUAGUUUGUCCAACGCACACACCAAAAUACAAUAGUGUCUUGGGAUUCCAGAGCAAGUACACUGACACUAAUUUGCAAUUUAUCCUACCAAUAUUUAAAAUACCUAGCUGUCAAUGAGACAGCUGGUCCUGUUACACCCAGGUUGUUUAGCUCAGUGCAACUAAACUCAAGAGUCAGACAAUUGCCCAGCGCAUCUAUCUUGCAAAGUCUUCACAUUGAGCUGCACUUUGAAUCUGAUUGAACAACCACAAAAUGAGCUGAGACAGAAGGGGAGGGCUUGCAAAGCACGCAGACAAGAGAUCUGCAGCAUUUGCAAGCUCUUUUUAGAUAUACUUACAAUGAAAAAAAUAUUAUAAUUAAAUGAACACUACAGGAUCAACAGCACAGACAUAUAUUACUGACCCUAUAGUGUUAAAACCAUUUCGCCUCCUUGCUGACAUCAUUAGAAUUUAUGAUUUCAGCCAAUCCAAUGCUUUCCCCUAGGAACCGGGAUAGGACCAAACGCAGGCUUGGCUAAUCACCACCUCCUCACAGAGAUGCAUUGAAUCAAUGCAUCUCUAUGAUGAAACUUCAGCGUCUCCAUGCAGUUCCGCAGAGCUAAACAACCUGCAAAGCAUGGAGACGCUGAACAGUAGUGCUGCAAACUGUGCAGCACUGCCCCAGGAAGCACUUCUAGUAGCCAUCUGAGGAGUGGACACUGUAAACACUACCUUUUCUGUGAAAAGGCAGUGUUUGCAGGGAAAUGCCUGAAGGGACUAAUUACACUCACCAGAAUAACUACAUAGUUGUUAUGGUGACUAUUGUGUCACUUUAAAGGCAUGCAUGUAUACUAAAUAGUGAUUUAUUUCCUUUUUACUUAAGCAGUGAAGUGUUCCAUUAAUCUGGAAAAUCAUUACCACUGUGACUGUAGUUAUGAAUAAUUUUCUCCCUGACGGAGUAAAGUAAGUGCCAUUGCUCUAUGAGAUUUUCCUCUGAAUUUCCACAGGAGUAUUGUGAAUUUAAGAAGACAAAAGCAGACGACACACUUCCCAGUGUUUAUAUUGGGCUGAAGGACAAGUUGUCCGGAAUCCAAAAGGUUGUUGCAGAGUCCACUGAGAAAAUUAUCCAAACACUACAGACGUCAUACACAGAAAGACUCCAAGAAUUUGCCAAGGAAGGUGAGUGAGCAUAAGGACACAGGACAUGGAACUUACUGGGACCAGAUUCCAGAUAUAAAAAUAAAUCUUCAGAUAGUCAAUUGUUUUGAAGUGGACAUGGUGACUGGACUCUGUAUGUGCAACAUUUCACUUUGAAAUACUGCACGUACAGAGAGUAACACCUCUGCUGCCAAAGGUGUAACUACACCUUCAGCAGUCUCAUUGGGUACCACCAGCCAGCUUGGAACAAGAGUUGUGGAUUGGCAAAUACCAACAUUGAUCAAAACUGGCAUCUGAUACCAGCAUGCACAGCAUGCUUACACCAGACAGUCCAGGAUGGCACAGCCCACCCACUGUUUCGUCUAUGUUUUGUGUUUUAUCAAAAGACUUGUUUUUGUUUGGAGUAAUGCAAAAAAUAAAUAAUAAUAAAAAAAUUUUUAAAAAAAUUAUAGAGGAUUAUUGGUGCCAUAUGCAAUCCAGCUUUAUAGUAAUGCUAUGUAAUGAAAUCUUUUAAAGAUUGUUAUUCAUUUAGAAAGAAUUAGUAUACCUUAAUUGCUGUCAAAUCCCCAGUAUCUCUGCAAAACUGCAGUUUAAUUUGCUCUGCUGUCUGGAGACGUUCUUGGUCUCUGAACAGAUUUUUCGGACUCUCAGAAGGGAUCGGGCGCGUUGAGUCAAGCAGGUGCUGUCUCACACAUAUUCCACCCAUAGAACUACCAAGAUGUCAAGCAGUCUGUAAAAUUAAAUUUCGGAAAUUAACUCAAAAGAAUGAAGCAGGAACCUCCCCAUCUAAAGAAACUGCCUACUAAUCCCAAUAUGUUGUCAUUCUGAGUCCACUCAAUCCAAUACACAGUCUAAUCAUCCUCAACAAACACUUGCUGUUCAUCUUGAGACUAUGCCCACACAUUAUCCAAAUGCUACAGACCUCAUAGACAGACUUUGCCAAGUAUGGAGAGUCCGCAUAGGGACACAGGAAAUGUUAGUUGCAGUGACCAGAUUCUGAUAUAAAAAUAGCUUUCCUCAGAGAGUCAAGAGUACCAUGACCUUAAAAGACUACUAUAGUUUGUCCUCAUUUCUCACUAUAUUACCCCACACACCCCUUCAUUUCUCACCAUAUUACCCCACACACCCUUUCAUUUCUCACCAUAUUACCUCACACACCCCUUCAUUUCUCACUAUAUUACCCCACACAUCCCUUCAUUUCUCACCAUAUUACCUCACACACCCCUUCAUUUCUCACUAUAUUACCCCACACACCCCUUCAUUUCUCACUAUAUUACCCCCACACACCCCUUCAUUUCUCACUAUAUUACCCCCACACACCCUUUCAUUUCUCACUAUAUUACCCCCACACACCCUUUCAUUUCUCACUAUAUUACCCCACACACCCCUUCAUUUCUCACUAUAUUACCCCACACAUCCCUUCAUUUCUCACUAUAUUACCCCACACACCCCUUCAUUUCUCACCAUAUUACCCCACACACCCCUUCAUUUCUCACUAUAUUACCCCACACACCCCUUCAUUUCUCACCAUAUUACCCCACACACCCCUUCAUUUCUCACCAUAUUACCCCACACACCCCUUCAUUUCUCACCAUAUUACCCCACACACCCCUUCAUUUCUCACCAUAUUACCCCACACACCCCUUCAUUUCUCACUAUAUUACCCCACACACCCCUUCAUUUCUCACUAUAUUACCCCCACUUCCCCUACAUUCCUCAGAUCCUUUUUCCCACCUCUCUAGCCAAAGUGAUAUUAUUCUCCCUCCUUGACCUUCCCUCUAUCCCUAAUGUUAGAUUAUCCCUAUCUGCCCUCCCCAUUCCAUAAUUACCCCUGGGCCCGGUUUGGUUCACGGACCUGGCACACGUGGGAGGGUUACAGUGUGAGCGGCGUCCCGCACAGGCCACAUGGAUAGCUCUUCCUGCGCGGAACCGCGAUGACGUCAUAUCCCGGCGCCCUCCUGACCUCUGUGCUUGGCACAGCCUGGCAUGGCCUGAACUGGCUGGAGGUGAUACAGUCUAGAGUUGGGGAUUUAUUAUCUUUGGCAUUUUUGUUACCAUGGAAAUUAUAAUGCUGAAAUCAUGUCUAUUGUUAUUGUUUUGUUAUGGUUUACACAGAGGAUCUGGGGGUUAAAACAAUGGUGUUUAGUUUAAUACUGUAAGUCAAUAUUAUAAAUAAACUAAUAGCAACAGUGGAUCGAUAAAGCACUAUUAGCUAUUCACUACACCUGGCACAGGGAGUUCAUUUAGAUAAGGUGUGCAAAUUGCUGACAGCACUGGGAGCAUGCACUUGGUUAAUCUUUAAACCUGUGUUUGGGUAACAUUGAAUGACCUUCCAAGGCCAAUAUUUAACUUCCACUGAGAUUUAAUUAGUUGGUUACAGCAUGCCUCCCAAGUGUCCCUGUUUAAGAAGGACAGUCCCUAUUUUGGGCCCAAAUCCCUAUACCCCUCUCUUCUAUGCUAAUGUCCCUCUUUUCUAAGAGCUCUAUAUUGAUGGUGUGUCUGCGUGUAAAACAGAACAAUAAUUGUGUCUUUAAACUACAAUAAAUGUGUUUAGAUAUCAGUCUGUAAACACAAUACAUUGUUCGUGUUCUAAAUGUAUGCGGUUUAUUUCCCAAGGUGUGAAUUGGCCUGGAAACGGUGCAGAUCUGCCCAAGCUAAUGGCAAGUCAGUCUGAUGUGAAUAAACACACCAGGUUGCCUUUCCACCAUUCAGGCCGGCCGACAGUUUCAGUGCGCCCUGCAGGGUCCUAGUGCCCUAAUCAUAGUUUGAGCGUUUCUAUUGAUGUGCUUGUGCUAUGAAUGUUAGGUGCCAUUCCCAGGUGUCCCCAAAAUUGGGACACCAGGGAAGUAUGGUGGGACAGAACCUGAAAAUCAGGCAUGUCCCGCUGAAUUCGGGUAGGUUGUGAUCCGUGUAAGUCACAUAAAAUAUAGAACAGCCCUACCCCUGUCCACACCCCCAAUGAUUACCCUAAAAUUAAAGUGUCCCUCUUUGUCCAUUUGAAAUGUUGGGAGAUAUUUUACAUGAAGGAGGCUAAGGGUCCAUUUAAUGCACUGAUGAUGGGCCCUGGCUCAGUCACUGGGGCUGGAUCUAUUUUCCGAUCAUCACUUGUACUUUUGUACAAAAGGAGCCCCAGCUGGGGAAUGUUUGUGCCCUCUGCUCCAUUGUUGGUUUCAGUUUCUAUUACGUGUAUUUUACUCUUCAGCAUGUUCAUCUCUCCACCCUUUUUGCUUGUGGUAUGAUUGUAGCACCUGCACCCUUUGGUGAUUUUGGCCACAGUACAAUACAAGCCUGAUAAGAUGGGUCAUUACUAAACCAAACACACAGUAAUAGAAAAUGUUUAAAAUAUAACAAUUAAUAAACUAGACAUGCAUUAUAUGUUAAGAUGAAAAGUAUAGCACCGCUGAAUCAUGUGUUGUGUUUUUUUUUGUAUACAGAGGAUCUGGGGAUAAAAACAAUGGUGUCUGCCAUAGUCCCUCCAAUCCACCGAAUAGGUGCACCAGAGCCGACAACAAGGAACGAUUUCUUGAAAUGUAAGUGUAUUGUGCUUGACAGCACAUCGCUACCUUGUCAGAUUCCCUCAUUCUGCCACAAGCUCAGAUACAGGUCCCGACCAAACUGCAUUUUCUUCAUUCUCGAGAGCUAAAUAUUUUGCUUUCUGCCUUGUCAGGCACAGUGUUUAUAAGGAGGUUUGUGAGUGGAAAAACAGAAGCAGCGCAAGUCCCAGUUUCAUGAUAAAAAAUGCUUAGGUGAAACAUGGCUGGAUUCACACACUCACAGCUGAUUAGUAAAUUCAAGCAUUGAAUGUCAGGAGCCAUUUUGUGCAGUGAUAAAGACUCUGCAGUAACUAUGCAUUUAAUAGUUCAGGCUCCUCUGUGGCAUGGCUGCUUCCUCUCCACUUUCCGUGGAUAUAUUCACAUGGAAGCAGGACUCGGGUAUACCUGUCCCUUGCGUGGCGUGAUGUAUUGGGGCCUGUUGAGGGUCACCCUGGGUUAUCCUGGUGUUGGGACUAGAGAAAUAAACCAGCCAACAACCCAGAUUUUAUCGAUGUCUUGACUGGAAAACAAUAUGAGAUACUUAAAGGGACAUUAUAGUCACCUGAACAACUUUUGCUUAAUGAAGCAGUUUUGGUGUAUAAAACAUGCCCCUGCAGCCUCAUUGCUCAAUCCUCUGCCAUUUAGGAGUUAAAUCCCUUUGUUUAUGAACCCUAGUCACACCUCCCUGCAUGUGACUUGCACAGCCUUCCAUAAACACUUCCUGUAAAGAGAGCCCUAUUUAGGCUUUCUUUAUUGCAAGUUCUGUUUAAUUAAGAUUUUCUUAUCCCCUGCUAUGUUAAUAGCUUGCUAGACCCUGCAAGAGCCUCCUGUAUGUGAUUAAAGUUCAAUUUAGAGAUUGAGAUACAAUUAUUUAAGGUAAAUUACAUCUGUUUGAAAGUGAAACCAGUUUGUUUUUUCAUGCAGGCUCUGUCAAUCAUAGCCAGGGGAGGUGUGGCUAGGGCUGCAUAAACAGAAACAAAGUGAUUUAACUCCUAAAUGACAGUGAAUUGAGCAGUGAAAUUGCAGGGGAGUGAUCUAUACACUAAAACUGCUUUAUUUAGCUAAAGUAAUUUAGGUGACUAUAGUGUUCCUUUAAUCAACUUGUCUCUGACAAGAUAUUUAGAAUCAGUUAUUAUAAGCAUUUUUGUAAUGAAGCUAAAACCCAUAGCACAAAUUUGACCUUCAGUGGAUUUUGUAAGUCCUUUGAUUCCUACCAGAAAACACCACAGAUUCUAUUCUAGAAGUAGCUCACAAUUAAAUUAAAGGGACACUAGAGGCACCCAGACCACUUCAGCAAACUGAAGUGGUCUGGGUGCAGUAUUCCUUUUGCACUUUGUGCUGCAGUGUUAACUCCUUAAGGACCAAACUUCUGGAAUAAAAGGGAAUCAUGACAUGUCACACGCCAUGUGUCCUUAAGGGGUUAAACAUUGCAGUUCCAGGGAAAGUGCAAUGUUUACAUUGUAGAUCUAAGUCUGCCUCUACUAGACAGCCACUAGAGGGCUUCCUGGAUCGAAACAGACCUUUCGUUCAGUAUUUGACGCUGGACGUCCUUAUGCUGUGCAUGAGAAUAUCCAGCGUCAGAUUUUUCCCAUAGGAAAGCAUUGAUUCAGUGCUUUCCUAUGUGAAGGUCUAAUGUGCACGCAGCAUGCGCCCGCUCAUUGCAGGAUGUCCGAGGGGGAAGAGCUUCAACCCAGCGCCGAGGGACCUCAAUGCUGGGGUAAGGUAAGCAAAAAAGGGGUUUUUAACCCUUUAUUUACCGUGCAGGAGGGGGGAGGCAGGGGGAGUGAUAGUGCCAGGAAUACAGCUUUGUAUUCCUGGCACUAUAAGUCUGUGCGCGCAUUACCCAUUUGCUGUCCGUAACAAUUACACGAUUCUGGCCCUUUUUGUAUAUUAUAUUGCAGAUUAUUUAAAUUCUUUUCUAUGCCAAUAAUUGAGAUUAUAGAACCCUAGCAUUGUACAUUGUAGAAGUUUACAGCCUUUCACAUUAAAUAUUUGCUUUGCUCUAAUUAAUAUUUUACACUGAAACUGGAUACACCCAUCCUGUAUUUAGGCCAUGUUCCUGAUCUGCCAUUCUAAGGAGCGGCCCUAAGUGACUUCACUGAGGUUGUGUAAUAAGACCUAGUAAUGUAUCACAUCACACACAUAAAGUGUUACAAUAACUAUAGAAUCAGUGGACAAACAAGUCUUUUCAGGUGAAACAAUGUGCUAUCAAGCAGAUAAUGUGAGGUUAAACGUAUAAACAGAGUUUGUAAUGGGACAUUUCUUUUUAUAAGUGUUGUUGACCGACUUUUAUAGUAAAUGUGUCAGUUUAUGUAGUUAAGGUUUUAUUGUUUAGAGGUGGGGUAGGGGGAUGAUGUAUCUUAUAUUGCUGUAACAAAAGCAGUUCCACAGAGUGAAUGACAUGAAGCUUAGCAGAGCAUCUUGGGAAAUGUAGUUUAGAAACAACAGUGAAAGAAAACAAUCACUAGCACAUAGUAAAUACUAUGUGUAAGUACUCAUUUUUAACUAUAAUAAUUUUAAUUAUUAGUGUUCAUUUUUCACUAUAAAAAUGUUAAUUAAUUAUAAAAAAUUUAAUUAUUUGAUGGCAGUUUUUCAAAUAUAUAUAUAUCUUUUUUUUUUUUUUUAUUAGAUAAAUCGAAUGUCACUUUGGAUCCAGACACUGCUCACCGUUUUCUAAGGCUGCAACAAGACAAUCGCAAAGUUACUAACAGCGCCCCCUGGCAACAUCCUUACCCAGACCACCCAGAAAGAUUUGAGCACUGGAGACAGGUUCUGAGUGAGGAGAGCUUUUACCUUGGUCGCCAUUAUUUCGAGGUAGCAUUUAAAGGUGAAGUUAUCCACGUUGGAGUGACGUACAAAUGUAUCGACAGGAAAGGUGCGGAGAGCAAUAGCAAUAUUACAGGAAACGAUUUCUCGUGGACCUUGAAAUGGAACGGGAAGGAAUUCUCAGUUUGGCAUAGCGAUGUCGAAACACCUCUAAAAUCUGAGAAAACAUCCAGGGUCGGUGUCUAUGUGAACUACCAAAGUGGCACUGUAGCUUUCUAUGGUGUCACCAGUACCAUGACACGACUCCACCAGUUUGAAGCAAAAUUUGCAGAACCUCUCUAUGCUGCUAUCUGGCUUCCUAAAAAAGAAAAUUCAGUGACCAUUAUUUCUCCUGAUGAAAUGCUUUUGCCCUUGGUCACUUCUCCAUCACCUGUUGAAACAAAGUCAGAGCCAAUCUAUUCUGAGAGCACAUCGACUGUGAGCAGUAGAACAGAGAUCUUAGUCAACGGAACUAUCCAAACCGUUAUCGUUGAGACCAGCAGUGUUAAAAAGUCCAUUGACGGCACAAUAUCAGAAUCUUCUCUCCUUACUACAUUAACAUCACCAGAUCCUAUCGCUGAACUGGCAGCCGCAAAGAUAACUACAGUUUAAUUCACUUUAACUCAAUUAAAUGUUCUGUUAUUGAUGUUUUUUUUUUCAAAGCUAUAGUGUUGCAGGAAAAUAUUCCUUAGUCUAGUGUGAAAAGUCUCUUAUUGGACGUGUUCCAUUAUCGGAGUGUAUGUUUUGCAAUUAGUGAUGUUUUGUCUUCUUCGUUCUAGAGAACAUUUCUUCAUUGUACAACUAACGAGCCACGUGCUGCUCUCUGAGCCUUCAUUGACAGCUUACAAUUGGCUUCUUUGGGUACCUAAUGCAUGCACACCCAAUGAACAGCACCGUGCCCUCCAACUCUCAGGAGCAAAACCUGCUGGCCCCCCCCACGCAGGCUGCAAAAUCUGUCUAAGGGGGAGCAUACUAGUGAUUGCUCAGGCCGGGACACAGUAAACAAGCUAUUGAAACACUAUGCUUCAGAUUGGCAAACAGGCUCAGUGCUCUUUGUGCCAAGAGGGCGAUGAUACAUCAUGUGUGUCAUACAUCUCCACCUUGUUACAGCACAUUGUAUGGCAAUCUAAAGCAUGUUGGCUUCCCUUAAUGUGCCAGCCUGCCUGGGAAAUAACUUGUAUCCCACUAAAGAACGCAACAAGGUACAUAGUUAUAUAUAAGCAGGGGAAACCAGUAAGAUAAGCAGGAUCACUGGGGGGUAAUGGGCAGGGGACAUCAGACAGUAGACCUUUCUAAGUUAACUUUUUCCAGAUUGUCUGCAAUAUAUGUUCAACUUUUUCUGUAAGAAGAAAUUAGCUAAACUGCACCAUGUGGCUCUCCUACAGGCUGUCUGUUGUCACUGUGGCUAUCUUGGGAAAAAAAUGAUGAGGAAUUCUGCUCUAGAAAAUAGGUCACUAAAAGUCUUAUCUCCAGAUGAUGUCGAAGUGCGAGUCUCAUGAUAUUGUUUUCAGCCUUAACGCUGUAUCCAACACAUCAUGGGAGUGGUAGUUUUGACAUUUCCACCCUGACUCCACCAAAUGUAUUAUCAAGUAAACAGAAGUGUUGUAAGAGAAAUGUUUGUUCAGAAAACAUUGAGGAGACUGGCCAAGAACUGUAUCAUCAUGCAGUAUGUAUGUACGCAGGGAAAGUAACCUUGUAAAAUGUUGGAGUCAAUGCAUGUGAUCAGGGGUUAAAUAUUUCAACAUCACUGCAGCCCAAAUCCCACUUGGUUCAUCACUAGUCCCUACAUUACUUUAGAACAGAGAAGAUAUUGGACUGUAAUGAUGGAAUUCUGCCACAUGUACAUCCUCCCCCCCCCCGUGUUCAUGUAAAGUAUUGCAAGCUCAAAAAAUGCUUCUAAGGCUUUAAUUUAUUUAAUCUGAGUAAUCUUCGGGCUGGCAAACUAAUGCUUCCUAAGACUCAGUGUUCUCUCCCCCACCCUGUAAAUAUUAUAUAAUUGCAGCUUUAAGUUAUCUUCUAGCCAAGCCCUUUAAAUAAAAUUACUUUUUCUUUACUUCUUUACUUUUUUCCCAGUUACUGUCUGGAUCUGCAUUCUGCCCAGUUGUGUAUACACUAACUCAUUUCUUAUUCUUGACUAGUGGUGUUUAACCCCUGGGUCAGAACCCAUACAUUGGUCCCCAUGUCAUUUUAACAGCUGCAAUCAAUUGCUUUAGGUUGCUUUCAGUAAUGGAGGAGACUAUAUUUAAAAUAAGAAAAACUACCACAACACGAGGACAUAGUCUUAAAUUAGAGCGGCCAAGGUUUAAAAAUAAUAUCAGGAAGUAUUACUUUACUGAGAGGGUAGUGGAUGCAUGGAAUAGCCUUCCAGUUGAAGUGGUAGAGGUUAACACAGUAAGCAUGCAUGGGAUAGGCAUAAGGCUAUCCUAGCUAUAAGAUAAGGUCAUGGACUAAUGAAAGUAUUUAGAAAAAUGGGCAGACUAGACGUGCCGAAUGGUUCUUAUCUGCCCUCACAUUCUGUGUUUACUGUAGCUGCACUGUUUCUCAAAUGCCAUAGAAUAGCGGGACAAGUCUAAUUACAUUUAGACUUUUGUACUUUUUUUUUUUGUAUCAUUUGUACUUUUGCAAGUUGUGUUUGUUUAAUUAUUAAUUACGUUACCCUUGAAAAAACUAGUAGUGCAAAACUAAUUUUACAGUUAAAGAAUAGGUUGCCAAACAUAUGUCUUGUAUAUGGUUUCAGUCUGUUAAGGACCAACAAGCCCACUUUGUAUAUUGAUUGUGAUAAUACACAUUACAUUAUCCAUAGCAACUCUGUGCUGCAACUUAAAGUAGGAAACCCUCUUUGUCCUUCUACAAUGGACACAUCCAGUUAUCACUUUUUGAAGAGCUGUUGAAAAAGGGUAAGUGAACCAAUAAUUACCCAUUGUCCCUAAAUUACAUCUAGACGACUGAGAAAAUAGAAAUAUAAUCUACAAACAAGCGUAGCGUUCAGGAGACUGAUUUGAGAUGCAACAAAAUAACACAUAGACCCAUCCCGUAAUACAUUCCACAUAAACUCCAAAAAACAAACAUACAGCACCCCGGUACAAUGUAGGAGUACUAUGCUUUGCAAGCAUUAAGUCUGGGAAAUGUAGUCUAAUAUAUUGAGUGCCCAAGGUUGCAUGCCCUGGUCUGGGGGAAUGUCAGGUCACCAUUAAUGGGUUAGUCCAACCUUUUUUCCUUAUUUUCUUAAUUGUGUUUAUAGUGUACAUUAUACAGCGCUACGGAAUCUGAUGGCGCUAUAUAAAUAAAAUAAUAAUAAGUGCCCUACUGGGCAGUUGUUACUAGUUCCACAUUUACUUUUUGUGAUAAACUGUGGAAAAUAAAGGAUAAACCUUACCUCGAAGCCAAAUUCUUCCCCACCUUCGUUAUCACCACGCUGCAUCACGGGUUCAAUCAAACGGUUCUCCUAAAGACUGAGGGGAACCUUUUGAUUGAACGCAUAUGAGGUUAGUGCUGCCAUCCACCAAUCAGAUACUUCUGAAAUAAAGUGCCUCCUUCUCUGGCAAACUAUUUCUUUAUUUUUUUUAUAAAUUCUUUAUUUUUGAGUCUUCAAAAGAAGAAUUUUUUUUUUUUUGUAACGUUAUGGGGUACAGAAAGGAAAAAGGGGUGCAACAUGUUACAAUUAUAUUGGUUACAUUUGUACUCAUUAAUAUAUCCCUGUUUACAUUCACUGUUUCAGUUGUCCAACAUGUAACUCCCGUUGCCCUGGGUCUGGAAGGGUCGGGUGGGUUUCUUUAUUUUUUUGAAUGCCGUGACUCUCUCCUUUUUGACUGUGACAGGUUUGUUGCCAGCCUAAGUUUGCAACUUUUGAUGUUUAAAACACAUUUCUUUGUGCAAUGGAUGUUACAGACUUCAUACAUGCAUACAUGGGUCUUUCAGUUAACUUUAACCCUUUAAGGACCAAACUUCUGGAAUAAAAGGGAAUCAUGACAUGUCACACGUCAUGUGUCCUUAAGGGGUUAAAUUAAAAAUAUAUAUAUAUAUGUAAAGACAAACAUAGUUUAGAAUGCUUCUCUUACAGUGACAGCAAAUCUUGGCAUGCUCAGCCACUGCAAGACUUAAAGGAACAGGCACAAAUGGCAUUUGAUUGUGACUCAGUGAUAGCUUGAAUUUUGCCAGAGCAUCAUGGGAAAAAUAGUUUUUAAAACAUGGAGUACAAAUGUUAGCCAUCAUUUUUACUGCAUUCAAGAAUGGUUUUUGUUUUCAUUGUUUUGAUGGGUUUUUUUUUUAGCCCAUCUCCUUACACUGCCAUACGGGUUUCUAUUUUCCUACAAUGCAAUGACCACUAUGUAAAUCUUUUCUGAUACAUGGAAUAUAUAAAUUAAUAAUGAAUUAAAUAAAGGAAAACCC
Pelobates cultripes (western spadefoot toad) is the source of this 17225-nucleotide messenger RNA. The record is from the annotation of a GenBank genome assembly. Lineage: Eukaryota; Metazoa; Chordata; Amphibia; Anura; Pelobatidae.